This is a messenger RNA of Candoia aspera, 1453 nucleotides long. RefSeq names its product vacuolar protein sorting 25 homolog (gene VPS25). The record is from RefSeq and is a predicted model, not a curated record. The coding region runs from base 480 to 1007 and encodes 175 amino acids. Lineage: Eukaryota; Metazoa; Chordata; Lepidosauria; Squamata; Candoiidae. Gene Ontology annotation, molecular function: structural molecule activity; protein homodimerization activity. Gene Ontology annotation, cellular component: ESCRT II complex. The transcript has 6 exons. Gene Ontology annotation, biological process: protein transport to vacuole involved in ubiquitin-dependent protein catabolic process via the multivesicular body sorting pathway.
CGACUGCAGAAAAAAAAGUGAACAGGCUGGGGCUCACGUUGUUACAAAGUUUCUGCAAAUAUUUAACGAAACCUUAAUACGCUCUCUGCACCAAGUCACAUUCUGCUUUGGAUGCAGGCGGGGAAACUCUAGCCAAAUUACAGAAUCGAGUAGUACAGCGAAAGACAAGCUGCUUAGAAAACCCUUCCAGCGCUCACAACCACUGAACUCAGCUGCCGCUUGUUGCAAGCUGACAGACCGUGUGUCCCACAGACUUGCAAGCGUGCAUCGCUUCUCCUCCAAAGCAAAUCGCAAACAAAAUUUCAGGCGACAAAGCCCUAACCGGAAGCUUCUACAAUUGUAUAGAUCUAUUGACGCGUCCGGGGUUGCAUUUUCUCGGAACCCUUUAAAGGAGCUUGCAGGAAAGGAAGUGGAAAUAUUUGUACGACGGACCAGAAGUUGGUCCUCCAAGGCGGAGGUUCCGUUCGGCCUCAGAGGCGAUGAUGAGUUUCGAGUGGCCUUGGCAGUACAGUUUCCCGCCAUUCUUUACGUUGCAGCCCAAUGUGGACACAAGGCAAAAACAGCUGACUGCAUGGUGUUCCUUAGUACUCUCGUAUUGCCGCCUCAACAAGCUCUAUACUAUGACUGUUCCAGAGGCUCAGGAGAGCCCACUGUUCAACAAUUGGAAAUUGCAGCGAAAACUCCCAUUGGAAUCCAUCCUUGUUGUUUUAGAGGAGCUCAGGAAAAAAGGGAAUCUUGAAUGGCUUGACAAGAACAAGUCUAGCUUUCUGAUCAUGUGGCGGUGUCCAGAGGAAUGGGGCAAGCUAAUCUAUCAGUGGGUUUUGAAGAAUGGACUGACAAAUUCAGUUUUCACACUCUAUGAGUUAUCCAAUGGCGAGGAUACAGAGGAAGAAGAAUUUCAUGGUUUGGAAGAAUCAGUACUUCUUCGAGCUCUGCAGGCUUUACAACAGGAGCAUAAGGCUGAAAUAUUCACCCUGAAUGACGGGCGGGGUGUCAAAUUCUUCUAAUACAGAUUCUGCUUUGGCUUCCUAGUAUGACUGUACAAAAGUGUCCUGGGUUUAAGGGCUUCUCUCUGCUCUGGUUUCCUUGCGUUGAAGGCUGAAACAGCAAAUUGUAUCUUGAUGGCUCAGCGUUUGACUCCAUUUUCUUCUCUCUGCAGCUUCUGCCUCCUAUUGCAUUGUGAUGUUAAAGAUGAUUUGAAUAGAUUUGUGGGGGAACCAGAGUGUUCCUUGUGCUCAUAUGACAUGAAGCAGCCAUUGGCUCUUGAGUUUGGCCUUCCAAAUGGAGGCAUAUAAUAAACCUGCUGCUUGCAGCAAUGAGCCAUAAUUUGGGGAUCAAAAAUACAGUACUUUCUCUCCAGUUGGGCAAGAGGCCAUGUAGACUGUGCUGUCCACAACAGAAUGAGGCAUUAAAGACUUUGGACAAAAUUAAACUAUACUGUAUUUACAGAAAA